Westerdykella ornata is the source of this 864-nucleotide messenger RNA. RefSeq names its product S-formylglutathione hydrol. The transcript is spliced from 4 exons. Gene Ontology annotation, cellular component: cytosol. Gene Ontology annotation, biological process: formaldehyde catabolic process. Lineage: Eukaryota; Fungi; Ascomycota; Dothideomycetes; Pleosporales; Sporormiaceae. Gene Ontology annotation, molecular function: S-formylglutathione hydrolase activity. The record is from RefSeq and is a predicted model, not a curated record. Bases 1 to 864 code for a protein of 287 amino acids.
AUGGCUUUCGAAACAACUGCCACCAUUGCCUCCUUUGGAGGCAAGCUCCUCAAGUUGAAGCACAAGUCAUCGAGCACCAAUACCGACAUGGCACUCAACCUCUACCUGCCUCCGCAAGCAUUCAACUCCGGCGCGAAGAUCCCAGUCCUUUUCUACCUCUCCGGCUUGACUUGCACGGGAGAUAACUGCUCAGAGAAGGGCUUCUUUCAACACGGCGCAAGCCAGAAGGGAAUAGCAGUCGUAUACCCUGAUACCAGUCCUCGUGGUCUGCAAAUACAAGGGGAGGACGACGCCUAUGACUUCGGCUCCGGCGCGGGCUUCUACGUUGACGCUACAAAAGAGCCAUGGACAAAGGGUUACAACAUGUACUCGUACAUCACCAAAGAGCUUCCGGAAGCCCUGUUCUCGUCGUUCAAGGAACUGGACUCCAGCAGGGUCAGCAUAACAGGACAUAGCAUGGGCGGCCAUGGAGCCUUGACAUUGUUCUUGAAGAAUCCUGGAAAGUACAAGUCCGUCUCGGCAUUCGCGCCCAUCGCCAAUCCGAUCAAUUGCCCGUGGGGCCAGAAAGCUUUCAAGGGAUACUUUGGAGAGGACCAGCAGGAGAAGUGGAAGGAGCACGAUGCAACUGAGCUUGUCAAGCAGUGGAAGGGUCCUCUAGAAAUGCUCAUCGAUGUGGGCACCGGUGACAACUUCUACAAGCAGAAGCAACUCCUUCCUGAGAACUUCAUUGAAGCGGCGAAGCAGGCUGGAAAUGACAAGGGCAUCAACCUACGCUUCCACCCCGAUUACGACCAUAGCUACUACUUUAUGGCAUCGUUCGCAGACGAGCACAUUGCAUAUCAUGCGAAGUAUUUGGGCGUAUAG